UUUGUUUAUGUUUUUGACCAGGCGGAAUGGGCUUCCCAGGUGCAGUGGCAGAAAAGGGUUUUCGACGCUGAAAAUUUGACACAAUCUCAAAUCUUUUCUGGAUUUCAAAAGAUGUGGCGGCAUGACACUGACACAAACAAAUACAAACUACAUACAACUAAUAGAUUUUCAGUCUCAGUACACAACUUUGUCAGUGUUUAAGUCAACAAAUAACAGAGAAUGUGAUCAACACAACACAAAAAUAAAUAAAUAAACCAUUACAUCUUCAAAUUAAUAUUUCUUCUCUGUCCCUCAUGGAAAAUGAAAACGGUGUUGUCUUAUACAUAGUGACUGGAAACAUAUUCCACAAUAAAAUCACCAUACUGAAGUUUUGGCAAAAGCCUACGGAGGCCCUAAGGGGACAUGAAAAAACGGCACUUCUGUUUUGGUUUCCCACACUUUUUCUACAAUCUCCCCCGUCCCUGAACGCACCAUCUACUCAUUUUCGGUGGGGAGCUUCUGAAGACUGGACAUCAUUCGUCAAACCCCGGUGGAGAAUGAGGCUGGAAUACGAGUUGCUGGCCCUUGUGGGUGAAGGCUCCUAUGGUCACGUCUACAAGGCCAGAGAAGUCGGAGGGUCACGGCGCCUCCUAGCGGUGAAGAAGUUUCACGUCCCUCACGAGUCGUUCCACAUGGGAAUCCCUGCGUCGGUGAUCCGCGAGGUGUCGCUGCUACGCAUGUUGAGGGACUUCAACCAUCCUAACAUUGUCAAGAUGUUGGAUGUAUCAUCAGCUCCGACAGGAAAAAGCUUGCACUUGAUACUGGUGUUGGAAUUUCUGGAUCAGGAUCUGUCCAUGUACCUCUCCAAGGUUCCUGCUGAUGGUCUGAACAAGGACUGCAUCCAGGGCUUGAUGGUCCAGUUGCUGUGCGGUUUGGACUUCUUGCACACAAACAUGGUCCUGCAUCGCGACCUGAAGCCGGCGAACAUCCUGGUCGGCAGCCACGGGGAAGUGAAGAUCGCGGACUUUGGCCUGGCGCGUAUCUACACCUUCAACGUGGCGCUGACCCCGGGUGUGGUGACGCUCUGGUACCGCGCUCCCGAGGUCCUGCUCAACUCGGUCUACGUGUCCUCGGUGGACAUGUGGAGCGCCGGAUGCAUCUUUGCAGAGCUGUUCCUGCUGAGACCGCUGUUCCUGGGAUACACAGAGUCCCAGCAGCUGCGGAAAAUAUUUGAUGUAAUUGGCCUGCCCAAGCAGGAGGACUGGCCUGGAGACAGUCCCAUCUCAUACUCACCCCAAUGGGGGACCGAGGGCUUGUGCGCCAGGAUUUUGGCAGAUUCUGAGGCAGAUGACCUGCUCUUUGAUUUCCUGACCUUCAAACCAAGCUGUCGCAUUUCGGCUGCUAAAGCUCUGACUCAUUCCUUCUUCACCCACCACUGAGGACCAAACCGAAGUUUGCAGUCAUUGCCGCGACACUGUCUUCUACACUCUCCAUAUCAACCAGUUAAAAUGACAAAAUUAUAAAUGUUUAAUCCUUCCGUUUAUUCUCAAAGCUUUGUUUUUUAGGUUUUGUGCAUGGCACACGUUACUUUGGGUUUGUUAGAAUGCCUAUUUUUUAUGGAGCGUUUUCUUGGAAAAUCCAUUGUGUUUGUUGAGUGAGUAACACUGUUUGUUUGCAUAAACAA
This is a messenger RNA of Synchiropus splendidus (mandarinfish), 1663 nucleotides long. It is a transcript of the gene cdk21, whose product is annotated as cyclin-dependent kinase 21. Gene Ontology annotation, molecular function: cyclin binding; ATP binding; cyclin-dependent protein serine/threonine kinase activity. The transcript is spliced from 8 exons. Bases 294 to 1418 code for a protein of 374 amino acids. The record is from RefSeq and is a predicted model, not a curated record. Gene Ontology annotation, biological process: regulation of G2/M transition of mitotic cell cycle; signal transduction; protein phosphorylation. NCBI's taxonomy places the organism in Eukaryota, Metazoa, Chordata, Actinopteri, Syngnathiformes, Callionymidae. Gene Ontology annotation, cellular component: nucleus; cytoplasm; cyclin-dependent protein kinase holoenzyme complex.